CUCAUAGCUCGUCGUGCCUUGAGAACACUACACCAACACAACACAUACAAGAUGAAGGUGGCGGCGUUAGUGAUGGUCAUGGUGGUGGGUGUGACUCUGGCUUUCCCCUCUGAUUCCUACAAUUCGGACCCCAUCCCCUACAACUACGCCUACGGUGUUAAGGACGAAUACUCCGGCACUGACUUCGGCCACAGUGAGGACUCCGACGGCUCCACAGCGAAGGGCUCGUAUAAAGUAGUACUUCCCGACGGCCGCAUACAGACAGUGACCUACUUGGCAGACCACUACGGCGGCUACCAGGCUCAGGUGAGCUACCAGGGCGAGGCUCAGUACCCCCACGAGUACGGCCCUGCCAUCACCUUCAAGCCCCAGACGUACCAGCCCUCUUACGGCCCCCAGCCCUCUUACCAAUAACUGACCUUGUUAUACCUCUCCUAGUGCACGCUGUAGUGUCUAAGAUAAUUAAACGUGUUGAUUCCUAA
Molecule: messenger RNA, 482 nt
Organism: Homarus americanus (American lobster)
Lineage: Eukaryota; Metazoa; Arthropoda; Malacostraca; Decapoda; Nephropidae
Product: pro-resilin-like
Exons: 4
Coding region: 52-414 (120 amino acids)
Cellular component (GO): extracellular matrix
Source: RefSeq, a predicted model, not a curated record